AUGGUCGGGAUUGAGACAAUGGUAUUGAAACCGAAUCUUGAUGCUGAAGUUUGUCCAGUUUGUGGCGAUCGUGUUUCCGGAUAUCACUAUGGAUUAUUAACGUGUGAAAGUUGCAAGGUUAGUUAGUUAGUUGGGGGGAUCGAAAGUGAUAAGGUCAUCUGGGUCUCUCUCAAGGACUUUUUGGGUGGACAGUCAUUUAUUUUUUAUUUUUUUUAUUUUACGUUAGGUUUGUUUCUAAUUUUUUAUUAAUUAAUUAACAAAUUUUUGUAUUUCCAGGGUUUCUUCAAACGCACAGUUCAAAACAAAAAGGUAAGCAAAUAUUUUUGAUCUCUUGAUUUUGAUUCUCAAAUAUUUUAAAUGGAAUUUUUUGAAUCAGAUUUUUUAAAAAUUACUCAAGUUUCCACCAACCCAAUCUCUGUUUCCAGCAAUAUCAAUGUUCUGCCGAUUCAAAUUGCCACGUGGAUCGAACCUGUCGAAAACGUUGUCCAAGUUGUCGAUUUCAAAAAUGUAUAUUAAUGGGCAUGAAAAUGGAAGGUAAGUUGAUCCUGUCACCAAUAUAUCAAAUAUCUGUUCUGUUUAUUCCACAAUAAUUUAUCUGCUAAUCUCAAAAGCCUUCCCGCUUACCGCUCUAGCGAUAUAGAUUGUAUCACAUAGGUGUGCGCAAAAGAGCAUCUAUGAGACGAGUUGUCAUCAAAUUAUAAUUACCGUAUGUUGUGCAAACAAACCGAUUAUCUCAUUUAGUUUAGGCAGAUUACCUUCCCAAAAUUCUUUAUUUCAAUUUUCGAUUUCACUUUAGAAAAAUUGCGCAAUGGAUUUAUUUAUUGCUUCAUCUUGUCGCACUUGCGCAAAAAAAAUCGCUCGAAAGCAAGAAAAAACGAUAUUGAAAGUGAGAUAUGGAAAUAUAUAUAUAUAAAGAAAGAAAGGAAAACCGGUAUUUUUUAUACCUGCCUUUCUCUCCCCCAGGCCCCAUUUCAUAUCUCAUUUUCAUGGAUAGCCAAAAAAAAUGGAAUGUGAAGGUGUAGAAAAAAAACUUGAGUAGGGGGUACGGUACAAAGGAAUGAGCCGGGGGAGCGCAGAUAAUUAUAGGAUGCGUUUUGCGAACAUACCUACAACAAACAGGGCAGCCGACCACUCAAUUGGCAGGUAGAAGAGAGGUCCAUAACAAUGCGCCAAAAAAAAUAGAAUAGAGAGGAUAAUGACAGCCGCAAACGAACUCGAAACAAAACAAAAAAAAAACUAAAGUGUCGGAACCUAAUAGUAAUUAUUUAGCGGUUCGUGCGGAUCGAAUGAGAGGUGGUCGUAACAAGUUUGGCUCGUUUUACAAAAGAGAUCGGGCACAUCGAAUGCAGCGGAACGCAAUGAGGGUAAAUGCGGCACUAGUGCCAUCAAAUGGUCAACCGUUUUACCAUACCGAACAUCAGGUGACAAGCAGCACUCCUGAUCCGACUGCUCAACAUCAGUACUUCGAUCAAGCAAAGGUGAAGACCGAAUAUAUCAAGGCUGAUUAUGAUGCGCUUCUUCAAAGUCCAACAUUGUCUAGCAGCACAACGAAUCAGCAAAGUAAGAUUAUUUUAUUGAUUUUUUUGUUAUACUCAUACUAACCAAUUUUCUAUUCAGAUUUCAUUAUCCGGCCUAACCCAUAUAUUGAGCAACAAGAAUCAUUGGCAACACUUCUUGGAACAUCCAUAGAUGAUCAAGUUCUUCGAGCGCAAAAUUUCCCUGGCUACGCGUCUGCUGUCAAACAGGAGCCUUUCGAUUAUAGCGAGCAAUUCAUCCAUCAUCAACUCCAAGACUAUUCCGCAUUUCACGCCACAACUGCUGCUAGUUAUAUGCAUAUGAUCCCAAUCACAACAUUGUCAAGUAGCACUCAAGUUACAAGUACAUCUUCCAGUAAGUCCAAACUGCCUUCGGAGGUGAUCUUUAAUUUAUUUCAAUUUGUUGCAGACUCGGGACAAGGAUCUAAUCGAUCAUCCCCGAUUCUUCCACUUUGCCCAGUUCCAACCGAGAAAACUGUAGAUCAAUUUUAUAAUUCUACACUUACCGAAAUGUGCAAAGGCUUGCCAGAUGAGGCAAAAGCUCCAAGAACAUUGAGUAUGGUUGCAAGAGUUUGUAAACCUGAUCCGCUGAUUUUUGCGAUGGAUGUUGCUGAAGAAAAUUUGAAAGAUUUGGUAUCCUGGGCAAAAACUGAUCAAUAUUUCAGUAAAUUAAGUGUGAGUUCACCUAAAACAAACAUCAAUUUCCGGUAGAUCAAAUAAUUUUGACCGACUAUUCAUCUUUUCUAGUAUUAUGAAGUGGUCAUUUCCGAUUAUAAAUUGCUCUAUUAUCUAUUAUAUUUUUUAUAGAUGGACGAUCAAAUGAACCUUCUUCAAGCCUCAUGGGCAACAAUUCAUAUUGUUGAUCUAACAAAUUCAAUGGUUCGAGGAGAACUUCCAUUAUCUUUCAAAAUUUCCAGCGGACAAGAGUGAGUAUUCAAAAUAAGAAAAACCAAAGGGGGAUAUUUUAUAGCUAUGAGAUAACAGCGAUAAAUUGUUGCCGCCGUUUAUAGUAAGGUGUUGCGCAACACGUUUAGAUGGAUUUGAUUAGAGGAUCCUCGCAAUUAUAAAUAUAAUCCAGUGAAAAAUGAUUAAAUAAUAUUAUUGUAGGGUGCCGACUGGUUAUAUUGCUCUUCUUGGCAAUCAAAAUUUGGUGGCGCAAUGGAAUGAUAUAGUUGUGCGGCUUCGCAAUCUCGGAUUUAAUAAAUACGAUUAUUGCGCAUUCCGAUUCUUGGCCCUAUUUGAUCCACAAGCCGACACGAAUAGUUUGAUCAACACUGUUCGACAUCAAGUAUUACGAUCAUGGGGUGAAGUGAGAUGCACAACAGUUUUGCUCCAAAUUUUCGAACAAAUCAGGUAUGACCUUUUAUAAACCUUUAUAACCUUAUUAUAGUCGAGUAAUUAAAAGUUUUGUAUUCAUAAUAUGUAUGCUCCUCUCAUUGAAGCGUAUACACAGCAGGUGACUAAGGUUGUCACUUAAUUGUUCUCCUGACUUCUCCUAAAACAUAUUAUAAUAAUUAUUAAUUAUGAUGAUUUUACUUUGCAGACGUAUAUCUGUUGAAGCUCAAGAAUAUCUUGCUGAACGAUAUAAUAGCGGAGCAAUGGGACCACCAUCAAACACAUCACUUUUAUGUGAAAUGCUUCGAACAACUCGACGAACAUGUCCAGUUUACACAUCAACUGCUGGUUAUAUCCCAUAA
Caenorhabditis angaria is the source of this 3232-nucleotide messenger RNA. The record is from the annotation of a GenBank genome assembly. Lineage: Eukaryota; Metazoa; Nematoda; Chromadorea; Rhabditida; Rhabditidae.